ACUGUAUGUUUGAACCGCAGCAGCCGCUCUGCAUUUGUAAGCUCACACACACUCCACCUACAAAGAAAAUAGGAGCACAGUACUUGAAGAGCUUUUAUUCUUGAGUUGGAUUACACCCAUCUCAUGAAUUCCAAAUUGGGCUAAAAGCACAAAGAACAGCUGCCUUAUAUUGUUCAUAGUUACUGGAUGGAAAAAUAACAGCUCCCUUACAGGACGACAUUCACUUUGUGUUUACAUGCAGCACGACAGCUUCAAAAUCUAUAGCAUUAUUCUCUUGGUGCUGUCAUGUAUAUAUGCUGUCAGGCUGCACAUCAGCAUGUGUUUGUCAUGUUUUUAACCACACCAGUGUCACCUGCCAAAAAGGGAUUUCCAGUAUUUCUCAAUAAAUAAAUAAAUAAACACAUGAAAGAUUACUAGAAAUGAAACUGCUCUAAAUGACUUGUUGGCCUUUACUGUCACUCAUAUCUCGCAAAUGAUAUCAUAACAAGCCAUGCAGAGUAAGCAACACUUCUUUUACAAGGUAAAAGUUUUAUACUUAUUUAACCAGGUAAAAAAAUUUAGUGAAGUUAAAAAAGUGUUUUUCAAAUUAAACUUGGCCAAGUGGGAAGUAGAAACUGCAAGAAGUUGAACACAAUCUUUCUAUAAAGAUAUUUUAAGCGUCCAAAAAAAGGUUGGGACUGAUGAUAAUGUUGACCACAGAGUAGGCACAAUAAAGCUGUCAUAAAGAUCUUUGCAAAACAGGUCAUUUCUUUAUUUUAUAUAUAUAAAGGCUUUGUAAGUCCUCUUGACUACUGCCUUUUUAUCAGUUUAUAUUCAUCAAUAUAAGCACAGAAAAUCACUUUUUGGCAUGGGAUGGCUUUUAAAAUGUUUUUUUUUUUUUUUUUUUUAAAUAAGAGGUUAAAGAUGAAGUUAAUUUCAUUUUCCUUAUGUCUUGACCUUUUUCUUUUCAAUCAUGGGUAGGUGUUAUAUAAGCUGUAGCUUCAACCUACUCCUUUUCGAUUUGUCAUAUGAUUUCUUCUUUUCUUUUAAUCAUUUCGUGUGCUAUAAAUGAACCGAAUAAAGACAAUUAACCACCGGGAGCACCAGCUACAGCACAGUUUGGAGGCUAACUAAAGACGGAUUUAGCAUUUUUUUUUUAAUCUCUUAAAAUGUCUGUAGGAAAAUGAACGGCUCUUUGGAGGUAUUUCCAAAUGACAUAUUUUCCCCCUUUUCACACCGUUUUUCGUGCUUCCAGCAGCAUAUCUUGAACCGUUAGCGUGAAGGAGCAGAUUUUUAUCAACAAUUUUACGCAGUGUCGCCAAUAAGGAAGCUGCAGGCUUCCUACGUUUUCUGUGGUGUUCAAGUAAGCACGAGGGUUAGUGGUUUCUAUUGGCAACCGGACCCGGAUUCUCAAAAACAGCAGCUGGCGACGUAAACCGUCCCGUCCUGAGAAGAGACGCGACACAGCCUGGAGGAGUUUGCCGAGACAAAAAGCCAUGAACAAUCCAUCCGUUUGAACAAUCCAGUGUUCUUUCCAGCCAUUUGAACAAUCAUGACUGCUUUGGUUCGACCUGGAGUCAAUAUUUCAGAGCUAUGUAAGGAAGGAGACAAGUUACUUCGGAGCGGUGAGCUGGAGAGAGCCACCUCCUUGUACAUGUCUGCCUUCAGGACUCACGCCACCUCUGCGGUGUCCCACAUGAGAAAACUGGAUAAGUCUGGUCUGGAUUUGGUGAUCGCUACUCUAGAGGGCUGGCUUGACAGUCAUGUGAAGAAUCAGCCUGCAGAGGGUCUUAAUAAAGGUCUUGCUGCUGUUUUCCUCUCCACACUCAGUCCCAACAAUCUGUCAGCCACCAUUUACAAAAUGGAGUCUCUUCUUCAGAGUGGCACGCAUGCCUGUGAGGAGAUUUUUGCUCGUUGCACCGCUAUGCUUGAAGGGAAGCGGAACCUUCCUCCAGAGGGUUCAACUCAUGUUUUGUUAGAGAUAACUCGAGCCCUCGCCUGCUUGUUAUCAGAAUCUCACAGGUUAAAGGGACUAAAGAUUUACCUCAAAGCUUACAGGAAUAGCAAGUCUGAAACUGUCACACUGGUGAAGAGCAGACAAGCCGAACACCUACCCAAAAUAGUGAAGGCCUUUGCAGAACAAAUCAUGCUCAUACAUCCCACUCUGGUAGUUGACAGCAAGUGGAAAGUGGAAACGAAGGACAAUGACAAGCUUGAAGAAGAAACUUCUGCUACUGUUAUUGAGUUUUUGCUGUCUAUCUCACCUGGUAACAAAGAAGUACAGGAACUCAAUGCAGCGUAUUUGUUUUUGACGGGCAGGUUUAUGGACAGUGCAGAGGCAUACUCUUCCCUCUUGCAGCAUGCUCGUGGCCAGAAAAUAUCAGAGAGUACUAUAGAAAAAUUACUCCAAGAAACUCCUGAGAGGACAGCCAGACUCUUGACAAGUCGAGCAGCUGCUUGCUUUUCAGCAGGUGGAAAGAUUGCAGAGGAGUGCAAAGAUUUGGGGAAAGCAUUUGAGACUCACCCAGCCACUGCCCGAAUUUACUUCCAAAAGCUGUUCAUGGAUCAGGGGACUGGGGUGGCAGCUUGCAACCAUCUCCGUCAGCAGGCGGAGAGAGGCCUGUCUGAUUACAGAGAGCAAGUCCUUGUCCGUGCAGAUCUGCGAUCUACUGAAGGAGUGGAACUUCUGGACCCUGUUAUCACUCAGUUACGGACCCUGUGCCAUUUAGAACCUGGUGGGGGAGACAGAGAGUUGCGGGUCCGACUGGCUGAUUGUCUUCUCCUCAGAGGGGAGCACAAAGAGGCCCUCUCUAUCUGCAGCCAGCUAGCCUCACAAGGUAAGCAGAGCUAUCAAAACACGGUCCACGUCCUUCGUGGAUAUGCACGAUUUCUCUCUGAUGACCAGAAGGGUGCGUUAGAAGACUUUCAGGCUGUGAUUGAACAUAAUGCCCCCCACCCAUCCAGCUGUGUGCGAGCACUUUGUGGCAGGGGGCUCCUGCGAAUGAUGGGUGGCUUACACUACCUGACUGCGUUAGACUAUGUGACAGCCAGCAGGCUGCAUCCUCAGGAAACAGCAUUUGCUGUGCGCUGCUUGGUGCCCUGGAACUACCGUGGGCUGCUGUUUACUGUUCUGCUGGAGCAGGGAAGAUUCAUGCUUGAAGGGUCUAGAGAUCACAAACCCAAGUCCAGUGCUGGUGAAGACUCCCAACAGCACCAAAAGGAGGACCAUAUGCAGACCCUAUCAAAGAGGGACAACCACAGAUCAAGGACUCCUGCUGGUGUCCAUUCCCUUGCUCUGUUGCUGAUGGAGCUCCAGCCCAGUGCCGAUGGGCCUCAGAUCUUGGCAGCAGAUGCCUUGUACCAGCUUGGUCGGGUGGAGGAGGCUUACCGAUUGCUGCUGUCCAUCGGGCCCACCAAUACUCGGGCACCUAUCUUGGCUCGCCUUGCUUUGCUUCAGCUGCACAGAGGCUUUCUUUAUGACACCAAUCAGCUGCUGAAAAAGCUCAUCUUGUGUGGCGAUACCAGCUGCUUGCGCCCCCUGUUGGCAGUGGCACAACAGAAAGACAGAGCACUGCUGCAGGGACACUCCCACUCAGCUGCAAAACGCAUUUUGGACCGCACAAGCGAGGAGAGCGCUGUCAGAGAGGCUGUGGCAUAUCUCUCCAUUGCUAUUAUGGCCUCUGGUGGCGAGGCAGCUGAAUCACUACUAGAAAGAGCGAGGUGCUACGCUUUGCUGGGUCAGCGAAAAACAGCCAUAUUUGACUUCAGUGCCAUUCUGAAGGAGCAUCCGAAACACGUGCAUGCCCUCUGUGGAAGAGGUUUCACAUAUCUCAUGCUGAAUCAACAAAAGGAAUGCACUCAUGACAUCCUGGCAGCACUUCAGAUAAACGCUGACAUAGUGACCAAAGACAUUCUUUCGCUUAAGGACAGGGCACGGAAGCUGGUCUGUGAUUGGCUGCAUCAGUUCUGUCGUACCAAUCUGUCAGAUAUUGUGGCCACUCAUGGUGUUCCCUGCCAAGAAGAGCAGCUUAGAGAGGCUUUCAUAAUUGGUGGAGCUUUGAUGAGGGCUGACUGUAGAAACCCCAGAUGGCAUCUGCUCUACGUGGACAUCCUCUUGGCAAAAGGUGAGGUUAAGUCAGCAGGCGCUCAUCUGUGCCAGAUAUUUGGCCAGGAGCCAAGAGAUGCAGUGGCCCAGGCUCGGGCGGGUGUGGUGGAUGCCUGGCAGAAGAAGUACUGCAGCGCAGCUCGCAGGCUCAGCAAACUGGCUGAGAAGGAUUCAUCCUAUUUUGACUUCUUGCUGGCUCUCAUCCCAUUUAAUCAGCGAAAAUGCAUGGCACAGGAAGCAGCUCAGGAGGCCAACAGUGUGUCAUCAUGUGGCCAGUGGAAGCAGGCGCUUACCCUCCUGACUGUGGCAGUACAAUCAGGCGGCAGUCAGAGAAUGGAGUAUCUUCACCAGCGGGCUGUGUGCCUGGCACAGCUGGGCUUACAUGAGCGGGCUAUAUCUGAUCUGGACAGAGUUAUCCAGAAACACGAUGGACCUGACUACAGCUGUUCAGAACACCCUCAAGUCCGGGUGGAGGAUUUGUGCUUGCGAGGUCGCAGCCUGGUGCUCUGCUCCAAAGAAGGGCCAGCUCUGGAGGACUUCAUCCGGGCCCUGGAGCUCGACAGAGAACGGGCCAUCCAGUGUGUGGAGGCUGGGCUAGGAAGACUGCCUCUGGCUGAGUGCUUCCUGCGGGGGGCGCUGCAGCAUUAUGGGGAGCAACAUCUCAGUAAGGCUUGGACCUUGACUGAAUGUGGCCUCCUUUUGGACGGUGAGAACACAGAGCUCCGCAGACUGAGGGCAAAAGUCAAACGAGAAGUGGCCAAUCCUUGCAACGUGAACUAGUGUUGACUGUGAACUGGACACAGAAUCUCCAGUGGAGCUUAUAAAUGCAAAGAGUUACUGCAAAAGCUCCAAUCAGGUCAAUUCCCUACCUCAAAAUUAAAAACAAAAAAAGAAAAACCUAAUCCCCAUCAUUUUGUUAUGCUCAGCUUCCCAAAAUUUCAUCGGACGUUUGGUGCUUCCAGAGCACACACUGCUACUGUUCAUAUUAUUCCCUCAAAGUUCAGUUUAAACUUACAGCAUUAACAGCAGUGUUUGUAGACAUUCAGUGUCUUUAUGAUUACAUCAAAGCAAAAUAUUUAUUAUAAGAGGAGUAAGUGAAUUAAUAUCUAACACCACAAACACUUAUGACAUAAAACAUUAGCAAUGUAAAUAAUGUGAUAAUCACAAAAACCAAUAAUUAUGCUAUCAUAAUGUAUAAACAAAAUCAUUCAGCGUUCAAUGCUGUCACACCUAGAUAAGUGAUUUAAGAAAGUGCCAAGUGUGCAGGUUUUAUGCUUUUCAAAUGAAGGCAAAUCUUUAAUCAUAUCCAUGGUGGCAAACACAAUUUAGCACGCAGAAGUACAUGUGACUAUAAAUACUGAAAUUUAGUUCACACUGUUGCCAUUGGAGAAUAAUUAAACAUAAUGUCAAAACAAAAGUACUGUACUUUUCACUGUGCCUCUACUCUAGGACUUUUUGCAUUGUAUGGUGUAUAUAGCAUUAGAUUUAUGCACUGCUCAUGUAGCUGAGAUGAAACAUUCACUGUCUGUA
Molecule: messenger RNA, 5614 nt
Organism: Oreochromis niloticus (Nile tilapia)
Lineage: Eukaryota; Metazoa; Chordata; Actinopteri; Cichliformes; Cichlidae
Gene: ttc34
Product: tetratricopeptide repeat domain 34
Exons: 8
Coding region: 1532-4864 (1110 amino acids)
Molecular function (GO): protein binding
Source: RefSeq, a predicted model, not a curated record